AUGUACGACUGUCCCAGGACCAGGUUCCUUAAGGUUAAUGGCCUAUUGAAGCUCUCUUACGCUCCUCAUCUGUUGGAUGUUCAGAGCACUGAAUCGGAUGAUAUGAGUGAUGGCAAGAAGAAAAAAGAUAAGAAGAAGGAGCAGUUGAAGUCUGCACUGAAUGCUGCAGCUGCACAAGCGCAGCAUUUGAAAGAGGAACUUAGAGAAUGGAUUCAGUACUCAGAGAUAGCAAGCUUAGUAAAAGACGUCCACGUCAUGUACUACCCAUCAUCGUUCAACUUCGCGUCAGCUGGGAGUAAUCCACCAGUGAGGCUUCCUUCGAUGAAGGUGCCUGCUCUAUUAAAAACAACAGACAUAUUGGCUCCGAAAGGUGCUCCUUUAUACUUCCAACUAGAUGGACCAGAAGUCAAUAAACUGAGAAUGUCUUUGAGCUCAAUCCAUCCCAGGGUCUUAGCCAAUACUGGAUCUCGUAUCCCUGAUUACAUAGAAAAAUCCAACUUUGUCCUAGAAAAGUUUGAAUGGUUCAAAGAUGCUGAAUUACCUGUUCCUACCGGCUUUGUGACUACCAGAAGAUACCAGUCACUUGAGAUAGAUUUCCCUCCGGGAAGACACUUUUUUAGGCAAGCGCUCCAGUCACAUUUUCAAAAAUCUCUGAACCAAACAGAAUGGAAAGCAGUAGCUCAUGUCCUGAGGAAAUAUUUUUCUGAUCCUGAUUUCGGUUUUACUGAAAAACCUCGACCAGCGAAAUCUUUAAGAGAUAUUGCCAAUCUAGAUGUAUGUGACUGUGUGAUGCCUGAAGUUGAGGAGAUUGAAUUUAUUGAGGAACAACCGCUCGAGGAAGCUGAAACGGUGGUUGAAGAUCAAAAGCCUUUGGUGGAUCCCGAGAUAAUGGCGCAGUUGCUGAAACAGCCAAAGCCACCUAUAACAUCUCAAGUUUGUGAACUGGCAACAGAAGAGCUGCCCUGUGGACUUUUGAAGGAAGAAAGAGAAAAGAUGAUAAGAAGACAUGAAGCUGCCAUUGUUCUGCAGUCACAUUGGCGAGGUACUUGGGCUCGGAGAUGCUUGAAGGCUAACGUUACUUUUACUCCUGAAGUCACUAAAUAUGUGCAAGAUCAUGGAUUCGGGACAAUAGACACUUUAUCUAUGGUGAUGAACGAAUUUUUCUCAAUGUUCCCUGGAGCUAAAUACGCUUACUCCGUAUCCUCAGGUCUUAGUGGGGUAUAUGGACUUCAGCAGCAUACUGGAACAACUCCAGUGUCGCCUAAAUGCGUGUGGAUUCCAUACUUCCAAGGGGUCUUCUAUUGUCAUAUGCCAGUGAAGGUCCAUUUUGAAGUUCAUAGCAACUUGGCUCACAGUAUAGUGGCUGUAUAUGAUAAUGAUACAUCUUACCAGCUACCUCAGGCCUAUAACUCUCAUAUCACUUUUGAUAUCAACCCGAAUGUUCUUGGGUGA
This is a messenger RNA of Spodoptera littoralis (African cotton leafworm), 1452 nucleotides long. The record is from the annotation of a GenBank genome assembly. Lineage: Eukaryota; Metazoa; Arthropoda; Insecta; Lepidoptera; Noctuidae.